AGCGCGGGGCGGCGCAGGCGCGGUGGGAGGCUCCGGGGCGAGGGGAGGGAGGAGGGAGGCGCCGCCCGCCCGCCCGAGAGCGCCAUGGAGUCGCGGGGGGAGCCGCAGCCGCAGCCGCCGAACAGAAUGAGCCAGGGAGACUCGAACCCGGCCGCAGUUCCCCACGCUGCUGAAGAUGUUCAGGGAGAUGACAGGUGGAUGUCACAGCACAAUAGGUUUGUCCUGGACUGCAAAGAUAAGGAGCCGGACGUGCUCUUCGUGGGUGACUCCAUGGUGCAGUUGCUACAGCAGUACGAGAUAUGGCGAGAGCUCUUCUCACCGCUUCACGCGUUGAAUUUUGGGAUUGGUGGAGACACCACAGGACAUGUUCUAUGGAGGCUGAAGAACGGGGAACUGGAGAACAUUAAACCGAAGGUCAUUGUUGUUUGGGUCGGAACAAACAACCAUGAAAACACAGCAGAGGAAGUAGCGGGUGGAAUCGAGGCUAUCGUGCGCCUGAUAAACACCCAGCAGCCACAGGCCAAAGUCAUUGUGCUGGGCCUGCUACCUCGCGGAGAGAAGCCAAACCCGCUGCGGCAGAAGAACGCCAAGGUGAAUCACCUGCUAAAAGCCUCGCUCCCCAAACUGCCCAAUGUCCAGCUUCUGGAUGUGGACGUCGGCUUCGUGCACUCAGAUGGCACCAUCUCCUACCACGACAUGUUUGAUUUCCUGCACCUGACGGGAGGGGGCUACGCAAAGAUCUGCAAACCCCUCCACGAACUGAUCAUGCAGCUGCUGGAGGAGACCCCCGAGGAGAAACGAGCCGCCCUGGCCUGAGUAGCUGACGUCGGCAUUAGCAGCGUCAUCCAGCCCACCCGAUCAGUUCUCUCACUGGCACUACAGAAUCCUUCUUUCUUAAAGCACUUUCCAUUGUAGAAUGUUACCGGAUGUUCGUACCUAGUGUUUUGAGGGGGAAGGCUAACGUUUAACUGGUCUCGUACGUAGGAGGGCCAGCUUGCUUGGUUUUAUUGCAGGAGGAAAUUAGCUGAAGAAGAGUUUUACUGUUAAACCAUUCCUCGUUUAAACCGAGAACAGGGCUGUCGCUCUGUGCCCCUCUCAUGUCUUGUUGCUCUGUGGUUGUCCUAGAACCCUUGUAGCCUGUCCGACAGCCCGCGCGCAGCUCCUGGCUCACCGGUCCCGGCGGGGGGGGAUUGUGCUCUGUGUAUUAGCCUGUGAACAAGAAUCACAUUCCACUUGCAAAAGCCAGAACAGAUGCAUUUUUCCAAACUCGGUCCCACCUUUAAAGUUUUUUUUUCAUUUGUUUGUUUAGGUUUGGGUUUCUUGGUUUUUCCUGGGGGGUUUUAAGUGAUGCGUGUUGCUUUCUCACUCCUCCUUUCUGAAGCAGCGUGAAACUGGAGUUCCGAAAGGUGAAGAAGCAAACGGUUACCCGAACUUGUGUGACGCUCCCAGGGGCUUGUUCCUGCGCUCCUUUCACGGCGCCCGCUAGCCGGGGGGCCCCCUCCUCCCGCGUAGCUCUCCCUGGGGUAGGCUCAUUCCGGUGCUGCUGGCUGGCCUCGUCUCUGCUCCCGUCUGCGCGUGCUGUCGCUCGCUUUUAACAGUUGCUCGGUUUAGGAUUUUAGUUGUCCAGUAACCGCCACACAAGGCAGUCGCUUCCUCGCUGCUCUAGAACCAACCUUCUGCUACUCCGAGAUGCCCGGGCCACGGGGCUCUUUGCCGUGCUGUUCGUUGUUCUGUUUUCUCUUCUUUUUUUUUAACGUACGCCUGUUGCACCCUUUUUUUUCUAAAGGAAACCCGUAUGAAUAGCCCCCGUCUGCAAGGCCUAAAUCAGUCUGAAGCUUUACAAGGUGUAUAUUUCUUUAUCGCUUCUGUUUUACCUGUAUAAACAUUUUAUUGGAGCAGCUGCAGCCUUUUACAGGAAAAAGCGCAGCCAAGGUGUAGCUUUUCCUGCCCCGGGCGCUGCUCCUUGCCUCUGGCCCAGGGAGGCGGAGGCGCAGGAGCCCUCCUGGGGGGCCUGCGGCUGGGCGGGAUUCUGCUUUGGUUUUUCUGUCGUUGUUGUUGCAAGGGCUGGUUGUGCUCUACUGAUGAUCGUAUGGGAACAGCCUUUCACUGAAAAGCAAAAGGUGCUCUCUUUUCAGAAAGAAGCUUGUUUGGACCAGAAAGGCAGAGCCCUAGAUGAACAGAUAAUUAUACUUGCCAAUAAAACACUUUCAAACGCGCUCUGUCCCUCCUCGGCUUACCUGCCAGAGCUUGGCGGUGCCGCGCGGACCCUGCCGCGGCUCGCACUGCGGCAGCCGGCCGAGAGCCGCCGCCGCGCCUGCUGCUCCUGGCGGAUAAGCCGCGGAGGAACGGAUGGCUUUGUAGCGGGCACUUCACGCCGUGUUCCGAGUGAGGGGUGUUUAGGUGUCCGGGUUGCUUGCUGUGCCCCUGCUGCAGUGAAGUACAGAGGUACUGUAUAUAGUCUGUCUGCCCUUUGUUGUAAGGAAGGGCGCUGGUGUUUAAUGCCGUCUAUAACCUAGCACUGAGAAAUGCUUUAAUGUCCCCACUCCAUUCCCCUCUUCCUGUAGAUUUGAUCAUAGCAGGAUUUCUGCCUGGAUUGCAUGCAUAGUGUGUGUUUCGUUUCCAGUAUAUGUGAUCUACACACAGAUGAAGGAAAGAUGAAGCGUUCCACUUGCCGGGAUCAGAAGUAGGAAGUUUUGGAGUGCUGCGGUAGGGGAGGGGUUACGGACCGUCCCCCUGCCGCAGCCCAGGCCAGGGACGUGCCACUCCCCGGGGCUCGUGCGGCCUCUCGCUCCGGAGCUCCGCUGCCUUGCGGGACGGGCUUUGAGGGAACGUGGCUCAUGCUUCCGCCGAGAUGCUCGCUGGAGAAGCUGGGGCAAGGGAGACUGGAAAAUCAGAUGUUAAAAAUAGGCUACAGUGGAGGAUUCCUGGGGAAAGGACUUAUCCCACCCCCACGCACCCCUUAGGGGGCGGGAUAAAACACACUCUGCUCCCCGUGAGCUUUUCAGGUUUCCAGGCUCAUGUGAAAAGGCAGCAUGCUAGUUUGAUCUGUGCAGCCCUGCUUCCCUCCCUGCUGCCGCUGCACAUGGCAAAAGCGAUGCUAACCAGGAGCGUAAUCUCCAGUAAAAGGCUCUGGCUUCUCAGCUCGGCACCAUGGAGCCAAGGCUGUGUUCGGUUGUGAGUCAGCCACACUCGGCAGGGCGCUGAGCGGACUGGGGGGUCUGGCAGGCUCCUGGGCCUUCUGCAGCGUGACUGAGGAUGGCUCUGCUGGCUCCACUGAGGCUUGGCUUGCUAAGGUGCCAUGCUCCACGCCUGGUUGGUUGCUCGUGGCCCUCCUCAGCUCCCGAAACCAUCUCUGAUAGUGCUGGCACCACACAAAAAAAGUGAGGGCGGCUCCCCCUCCACUCAGACUGGAGCUCCACUCGUCGCCGUCCUGCUUGCAGCCGCGAGGUUUUGCGGGAGGGCAAGGAGGGGUCCUCCCUUCUCGCUGGCCUGGGACGGAAACCGAGCGCCUGGUCGCAAGACGUGAUGACAAGCUUCGGUUCCAGCCCUGGGUGGCCGACAUCCCUUGGGGUCGGGGCUGGGCUCCCCCUGCCUGGCCAGCGGGAAGGGUUGGCCGUAAAGAGCCAGGCUACUCCCCCCCAUAACCACCGCGGUUGUGUUUGGAGCGGGAGCCCGCCCUCUCCUCCUGCUCUCUCCUCCUUGACUGUUGUCAGUUUCGCGUCGUCAGUUUCACGUCUAUUGCAGCAGAGAGGAAAACGAAGCAAAAGAUGUGACUGGGAGAGUGUCUUGUGGCAUGCCUGGGGACCUGCGAGGAGGAGAGCCCAAACCGGGGCCACAGCCUCCCCCCACGCUGCCCUCCCUGGGCACGCUGCCCUCGCACUGCUCACCGCCCUGAACCUUCCCCGGGACACAAAAAAUUGCGAUUCUGCUUUGGCAAAAAUGCAUCGGCUGGUAGAGCUCACUCUGUUAGUGCAUAUUUCGAUAUAAAUGUCAAUGUUUCACCCCAC
Messenger RNA from Phalacrocorax carbo (great cormorant), 4007 nucleotides. The record is from RefSeq and is a predicted model, not a curated record. Lineage: Eukaryota; Metazoa; Chordata; Aves; Suliformes; Phalacrocoracidae.